UGCUUUGGUAGGGUUAUCUAGGCCUGAGCAAACCUUCCCUCUACGUGCAGCAUGGACGUCUCUCUACUCCUCAAUGUGGAGGGUGUCAAGAAGACCAUUUUGCACGGGGGAACGGGAGAGCUCCCCAACUUCAUAACUGGCUCCAGAGUGGCCUUUCAUUUCCGAACAAUGAAGUGUGAUGACGAACGCACGGUGAUCGAUGACAGCAAGCAGGUGGGCCAGCCCAUGAACAUCAUCAUCGGCAACAUGUUCAAGCUGGAGGUGUGGGAGACGCUGCUGACUUCCAUGCGGCUCGGUGAAGUGGCUGAGUUCUGGUGUGACACCAUCCACACAGGGGUCUACCCUAUGUUGUCCCGCAGUCUGCGGCAGGUGGCUGAGGGAAAGGACCCCACAAGCUGGCAUGUGCACACGUGCGGGCUGGCCAACAUGUUUGCAUACCACACGCUGGGCUACGAGGACCUGGAUGAGCUGCAGAAAGAACCACAGCCUCUUGUCUUCCUGAUUGAGCUGCUGCAGGUGGAGGCCCCAAACGAGUACCAGAGGGAGACAUGGAACCUGAAUAAUGAGGAGAGGAUGCAGGCUGUGCCUCUUCUUCAUGGAGAAGGUAACAGGCUCUACAAGCUGGGCCGCUAUGAGCAGGCUGCCACCAAAUACCAGGAGGCCAUUGUGUGUCUGAGGAACCUUCAGACCAAGGAGAAGCCUUGGGAGGUUGAGUGGCUGAAACUGGAGAAGAUGAUCAACACCCUAAUCCUCAACUACUGCCAGUGCCUGCUGAAGAAAGAGGAGUACUAUGAGGUGCUGGAGCAUACCAGCGACAUUCUACGACACCACCCAGGGAUCGUGAAGGCCUACUAUAUGCGCGCACGUGCUCAUGCGGAGGUGUGGAACGCUGAGGAGGCCAAGGCAGACCUGGAGAAAGUGCUGGAGUUGGAGCCAUCCAUGCGCAAGGCGGUGCUCAGGGAAUUGCGGCUGCUGGAGAGCCGCCUGGCUGACAAGCAGGAGGAGGAGCGGCAGCGCUGCCGGAGCAUGCUGGGCUAGGCUGGGCUGGAUUCCACUGGGUUAGACUGGGUUAGAUUGGGUGGGAGCUGCGGGUUGAAGCCCUGGGCGGACAGAUGGGACUAUGGACUGGGGCCCUGUACCCGCACUUCUCCCCUUGCUGCAGGGUGCUCCAGGGGAGGUGUCUGGCUACCAGGAGGCUGGCAGUGACUUCUCUGCGUUCCCACACCCUGUGAGCCACCCGUGCAGCAAGCAUAGAUUGGCCAUCCCCGAUUCAAUUAACUAGGACUUUGAUGGCACUUUUUAGCACAUAUUCGUAUUAAAUCACAUUCAGACUAAUGUCUGAUAGCUGGGGAUAUAGCUCAGUGGUAGAGUGCUUGUUUAGCAAACCUGGAGCCCCGGGGCUGAUCUCCGACAUAAAUAAAUAGAUACACACAUACAUAAAUGCAUUUUGUGAGAUCAAAGUCAUAGCUGCCCAUGGAAAAUCAAAGGCCCUCCCCCAAACCCCAAAUUAUCAAAGAGCACAGGACAGCUACCAUUCCUUAGCUCAGGUGUAAUAACCAAACUU
This is a messenger RNA of Grammomys surdaster, 1564 nucleotides long. It is a transcript of the gene Aipl1, whose product is annotated as aryl hydrocarbon receptor interacting protein like 1. The record is from RefSeq and is a predicted model, not a curated record. Bases 52 to 1038 code for a protein of 328 amino acids. Gene Ontology annotation, molecular function: protein binding; peptidyl-prolyl cis-trans isomerase activity. The transcript is spliced from 6 exons. NCBI's taxonomy places the organism in Eukaryota, Metazoa, Chordata, Mammalia, Rodentia, Muridae.